Molecule: messenger RNA, 534 nt
Organism: Schizophyllum commune H4-8
Lineage: Eukaryota; Fungi; Basidiomycota; Agaricomycetes; Agaricales; Schizophyllaceae
Exons: 1
Coding region: 34-321 (95 amino acids)
Source: RefSeq, a predicted model, not a curated record
GAUCGCCCUUGCCUCCCGCGUCCAUCUCGAUUCAUGGCCAUCGCUUCAGCCCCCCGUCGUUCCAACGCCGAGAACUGCUCCAGAAUACUCAGAAACACCCAUCUUCGGUGGACGACGCGUCGAGCGCAACGGGGACGCGUCAACACGCGGCAUGAGCUGAGAAGACGCGCGGCGGUUUCCCCCAGUCUACGGCACCUACCCCCCAUUAUGACCCAGUGCUAUGAACGUGUAGAAGAGCAUAAGAGUGAGUAUAUAACAUUUGAACGGCCGCGCUUGCAGCAGAGAGACGUCUGCGAAAGACCUGGCUUGUCGGGUAACUGAGGGGGGAAGUACCGCACAUCAAGUCGCGCGCUCAACAUCGACAUGAUCUGAACCCGAUCCCCCACCCGCAAAAUCGCAGAAGCGGACCAGUACGCGAUAGUGAAUACUAUGUCUCUACUCUCACAGCUGGCAUCACCCAUCCGAGACGAACAGCAAGACGUUGGUUAGGCCAAAUCCUUCAUGUGGCGUCGUCAUUCGGUGAGCGUGUACAUG